AUGGUUGAUCUUGGACUCGCGAUCGCACUUGGCUUCAACUUGGUCGUCGGGCUCGUCCUGAUCGUCACCACCGUCAUCCUGUGGAUGUCCGUUUCCGGGAAGGCGGCAUACCUAAAGAACAACCCAUCGCAAGUCAGCACUUGCAUCGAGCCGAUCCAGUCAUCGGAGAUGCCGAUCGCCGUCGUUUGCACCAUCGCCAACUGCCUCCAGAUGCCGUUGCAAGAUGUGGCUCAAGAAUACGUGAAAGAUCAGCAGCAGCGUGCCGCCCUCGUGCUGGCCAACUUCCGCAAGGACUCGCUGACCCAAUACUACCUGCAGAAGUACCCCGCCAAGUUCAUCACCCACGGCUACAUCGGCGAGGAGAUGCUCGUGCAGAAACAA
Mesorhabditis spiculigera is the source of this 381-nucleotide messenger RNA. Lineage: Eukaryota; Metazoa; Nematoda; Chromadorea; Rhabditida; Rhabditidae. The record is from the annotation of a GenBank genome assembly.